AUGGCGUCUGCUGAUCUGAGACAGGAGCUGGACUGUUCCAUCUGCCUGAGCACUUAUACAGAUCCUGUAACCCUGAGAUGUGGCCACAACUUCUGCCGGGACUGUAUUGAUCAUAUGCUGGAUGCACAGAAGGAGUCUGGAGAGUAUAGCUGCCCUGACUGCAGAGCAGAGUAUCAGGAGCGCCCUGCCCUGGAGAAAAACAGGAAGCUCUGCAACAUAGCAGAACAUGUCCGCUCUAUUCCAGAGGAGGAAACCGGGGUGUUCUGCACUUACUGUGUCCAAUCUCCAGUACCUGCUCUUAAAUCCUGCAUCAAGUGUGAGGCUUCGCUGUGUGAUACACAUUGGAGGACACACAACAAGUCAGCAGAACACGUCUUAGUUGACCCCACCACUUCCUUGGAGAAGAAAAUAUGCUCUGUCCAUAAGGAGCUCUUCAGAUAUUACUGCACUGAGGAUGCUGCCUGUAUCUGUGCGUCCUGCUGUCUGAUCGGGGAGCGCAGGGGACAUCAGAUGGAAUCACUGGAUGAGGCCUCUAAGAAGGAGAAGCUGAGAGAUGUUCUGCAGAAGCUGACCACAAAGAGAGAGGAGGCUGAGAUAAGAGUCCAGAGUCUGCAGGAGCGAAGGAGAGAAGAUCAGGGAAAAGCAGCUGGUGUAACAGAGAGAGUCACUGCCCUAUUUAGAGACAUCAGGAGAAAGCUGGAGUACCUGGAGAAGAGAGUCCUGGAUGAAAUAUCCAGGCAGGAACAGCGCGUUUCACUCUCAGUCUCUGAUCUGAUCCAGCAGCUGGAGAUAAAGAAGGACGAGCUGUCCAGGAAGAUGCGUCACAUUGAGGAGCUGUGUAACAUGUCUGAUCCAGUGACUGUGUUACAGGAACCAGACACAGGGGACUUGUGUGAUACUGAGGAGCUGAGUAACAUGUCUGAUCCAGAGACUGGUGUAGAAAAAGGGUCAGAUAUGGGGGAUACUGAGGAGGAGGAUAGUGAGGAUGAUAGUGAGGAUGAGACUGAGGAGGUAGAGAUACAUAAGGUAGGAGAUCUGGAUGUGGGUCUCAUCUCAGGGACGUUACGCACAUUAUCUGAUAUAAUAACAGGGAUAAAUGUGUGUUUCUAUGUGCAGGACCCUGCAGACAUAUUACUGGAUGUAGCCACAGCUGGUAAUAAUAUACAAAUAUCUGGGGACAGGAAAAGCACAUCCAGGUCAGAUAUAGACCAGUAUCACCCAGGAACACCAGAGAGAUUUCAGUGUGAUCAGGUAAUAAGCACCAGGGGAUUCUCCUCAGGGCGACAUUACUGGGAGGUGGAUGUUAGUAAGUCAGUGAGGUGGAGGGUGGGGAUGUGUUACCCCAGUAUAAACAGGAGAGGAUAUAAGUCAUACAUUGGAUAUAAUACCAAGUCCUGGUGUCUGUGUAAGAAGUAUAAUAAUCAGUACAUGGUGACACAUGACGGUACAGAGAUCUUGUUACCUGACUAUAUCCCCUGUGACAGAGUGAGAUUGUAUCUGGAUUAUGAGGCAGGACAGCUGUCCUUUUAUUCUCUGUGUGACCCCAUCAGACACUUACACACCUACACUGCCGCCCUCACUGAGCCCCUCCAUGCUGCAUUAUAUGUAGGGAAAGGGUGUAUAACUGUAUGUGGGGGAGUCAGGAGCUGAGAGAUAUUGCCAUAAGACAUCUGCCCAGAGACUGGUGACAUCACAAGGAUGGGAAUCUGAUUGGUGGGACACUCUGCCAAUAGAAUGAGGCAGUGGGAGGAGGUACAGCUGUGUAUAUUAUGCUGGUCACAUGCCAGCCCACUUCUUCCCAACGUGUGUUGUCACAGUACUCGGGGGCAGUGUGUGCAGACCUCUACGUGUUCUGUGCCGGGUGUGUUAGGGAGUAGUUAGUAUUGUGCAGUGUGGGUGUGGUGUAGGCGUGUCUGGGGCGAUGUUAGGGAGUUGUAGGUGUUAGGGAGUAGUAAGUAUUGUGCAGUGUUAGUGUGGUGUAGCAGUGUGUGGGGCGGUGUUAGGGAGUAGUAAAUAUUGUGCAGUGUGGGUGUGGUGUAGCCGUGUCUGGGGCAAUGUUAGGGAGUAGUAAGUAUUGUGCAGUGUUGGUGUGGUGUAGCAGUGUGUGGGGCGGUGUUAGGGAGUAGUAAAUAUUGUGCAGUGUGGAUGUGGGGUAGCAAUGUGGGGGCAGUGUUAGGGAGUAGUAAUUAUUGUGCAGGUGGGUGUGGUGUAGCAGUGUGUGGGGCAGUGUUAGGGAGUAGAUAGUAUUGUGCAGUGUGGGUGUGGUGUAGCAGUGUGUAGGGCUGUGUUAGGGAGUAGUAAGUAUUGUGCAGUAUGGGUGUGGUGAAGCAGUGUGUAGGGCUGUGUUAGGGAGUAGUUAGUAUUGUGCAGUGUGGGUGUGGUGUAGCAGUGUGUGAGGCGGUGUUAGGGAGUAGUAAGUAUUGUGCAGUAUGGGUGUGGUGUAGCAGUGUGUGGGGCGGUCUUAGGGAGUAUUAAGUAUAUUGUGCAGUGUGGGUGUGUUGUAGCAGUGUGUGGGGUGGUGUUAGGGAGUGGUAAGUAUUGUGCAGUGUGGGUGUGUUGUAGCAGUGUGUGGGGCAGUGUUAGGGAGUAGUAAGUAUUGUGCAGUGUGGGUGUGUUGUAGCAGUGUGUGGGGUGGUGUUAGGGAGUGGUAAGUAUUGUGCAGUGUGGGUGUGUUGUAGCAGUGUGUGGGGCAGUGUUAGGGAGUAGUAAGUAUUGUGCAGUAUGGGUGUGGUGUAGCAGUGUGUGGGGCGGUCUUAGGGAGUGGUAAGUAUAUUGUGCAGUGUGGGUGUGGUGUAGCAGUGUGUGGGGCGGUGUUAGGGAGUAGUAAGUAUUGUGCACUGUGGGUGUUGUGUAGCAGUGUGUAGGGCUGUGUUAGGGAGUAGUAAGUAUUGUGCAGUGUGGGAGUGGUGUAGCAGUGUGUAGAGCUGUGUUAGGGAGUAGUUAGUAUUGUGCAGUGUGGGUGUGUUGUAGCAGUGUGUGGGGUGGUGUUAGGGAGUGGUAAGUAUUGUGCAGUGUGGGUGUGUUGUAGCAGUGUGUGGGGCAGUGUUAGGGAGUAGUAAGUAUUGUGCAGUGUGGGUGUGUUGUAGCAGUGUGUGGGGUGGUGUUAGGGAGUGGUAAGUAUUGUGCAGUGUGGGUGUGUUGUAGCAGUGUGUGGGGCAGUGGUGCAAGUGGGCGGGUACGGGUGGGUACGGCGUACCCGUAAGAAUUUAGCCGUGGGUACGCCGUACCCACACCGACGGGCCGCCGCUCCUCUUCCCUCCCUCCCUCUGCUGGCUCCACGCCGUACUCGCCGCACCGCCGCUGAUGUGAGGGGAGGAGAGCGCAGCCUGCGCCUCUCCUUCCCCUCAGUCUCCGGUGGGUGUCAUAGUUUAAUUCAGCGCCGAUCCGUGAGCCAAUCAGAGCUCGCACCGCGCGCGCACACAGUACCCGUAAGACAUUUUUUCUACUUGCACCACUGGUGUGGGGCAGUGUUAGGGAGUAGUAAGUAUUGUGCAGUAUGGGUGUGGUGUAGCAGUGUGUGGGGCGGUCUUAGGGAGUGGUAAGUAUAUUGUGCAGUGUGGGUGUGGUGUAGCAGUGUGUGGGGCGGUGUUAGGGAGUAGUAAGUAUUGUGCAUUGUGGGUGUGGUGUAGCAGUGUGUAGGGCUGUGUUAGGGAGUAGUAAGUAUUGUGCAGUGUGGGAGUGGUGUAGCAGUGUGUAGGGCUGUGUUAGGGAGUAGUUAGUAUUGUGCAGUGUGGGUGUGUUGUAGCAGUGUGUAGGGUGGUGUUAGGGAGUGGUAAGUAUUGUGCAGUGUGGGUGUGGUGUAGCAGUGUGUGGGGCAGUGUUAGGGAGUAGUAAGUAAUGUGCAAUGUGGGUGUGGUGUAGCAGUGUGUAGGGCUGUGUUAGGGAGUAGUAAGUAUUGUGCACUGUGGGUGUGGUGUAGCAGUGUGUAGGGCUGUGUUAGGGAGUAGUUAGUAUUGUGCAGUGUGGGUGUGUUGUAGCAGUGUGUGGGGUGGUGUUAGGGAGUAGUAAGUAAUGUGCAGUGUGGGUGUGGUGUAGCAGUGUGUGGGGCAGUGUUAGGGAGUAGUAAGUAAUGUGCAGUGUGGGUGUGGUGUAGCAGUGUGUGGGGCAGUGUUAGGGAGUAGUAAGUAUUGUGCAGUGUGGGUGUGGUGUAGCAGUGUGUGGGGCAGUGUUAGGGAGUAGUAAGUAAUGUGCAGUGUGGGUGUGGUGUAGCAGUGUGUGGGGCAGUGUUAGGGAGUAGUAAGUAUUGUGCAGUGUGGGUGUGGUGUAGCAGUGUGUGGGGCAGUGUUAGGGAGUAGUAAGUAAUGUGCAGGUGGGUGUGGUGUAGCAGUGUGUGGGGCAGUGUUAGGGAGUAGUAAGUAUUGUGCAGUGUGGGUGUGGUGUAGCAGUGUGUGGGGCAGUGUUAGGGAGUAGUAAGUAUUGUGCAGUGUGGGUGUGGUGUAGCAGUGUGUGGGGCAGUGUUAGGGAGUAGUAAGUAAUGUGCAGUGUGGGUGUGGUGUAGCAGUGUGUGGGGCAGUGUUAGGGAGUAGUAAGUAUUGUGCAGUGUGGGGCGGUGUAGCAGUGUGUGGGGUGUUUAUGACAGUUGGAGCAGGGAUAAGGCAUUUCCUAGUCUGAUACUUAGUAUCAUUUUAUUCUGUACAGGAAACAUGACCUGCAAAUAAACAGAACCUGGAACCAAA
Messenger RNA from Pseudophryne corroboree (corroboree frog), 4676 nucleotides. Its product is annotated as E3 ubiquitin/ISG15 ligase TRIM25-like. Lineage: Eukaryota; Metazoa; Chordata; Amphibia; Anura; Myobatrachidae. The record is from RefSeq and is a predicted model, not a curated record. The coding region runs from base 1 to 1650 and encodes 549 amino acids. The transcript has a single exon. Gene Ontology annotation, molecular function: zinc ion binding; protein binding.